Messenger RNA from Neohortaea acidophila, 573 nucleotides. RefSeq lists its product as uncharacterized. Lineage: Eukaryota; Fungi; Ascomycota; Dothideomycetes; Mycosphaerellales; Teratosphaeriaceae. The record is from RefSeq and is a predicted model, not a curated record. The coding region runs from base 1 to 573 and encodes 190 amino acids. The transcript is spliced from 3 exons.
AUGGCUCCGAUAAAAGCCCCCCUCGCCCAAAGCGAAAGCAAAGCCCGCUUCUUCGAGCGUCUGGAAUUGAGCGAGGAAAAUGAAGUACAUCGUCGCCUGUACGCUAUGAUGAAGGAGGAAGCGGUGGAGGGGCGCAAACGAAUGACCGCCAGCCCGGAUUCCCUCGCACCACAAUAUAGAGACGAUCCCCGCGUGGAACCGCCGUAUAGCAAUGCCCAGAUCAGCGAGACGGCCAUUCACCGCGAAAUCAUGCGCAUCUACCACACCGCCCGGCGCGAGACGCGCGAGAUCUACGACCUGGGCCACGACAAUGAGCGGGUGGAGGAGGAGAAUUGGAUCAUCCGCUGGAUGCUGUGGCACGUGUUUCGCUAUCGGGACAAUCGAAAUCGACAUCGGCGGCAGAUCUCGCCCAGCAGCGACGAAGCUGCCACCGAUCUGGCCACACAUGGCUCCGUUCGCGGCGCCUCCACUUCCACUUCUCCUGUCGCGAGUAAUGCCAGCACAAGUCUCGGCACCUCAAGCAGCAUAAAUCAGACGCCCACUCGAUAUUGGGAUCCUGUCCGGGAGAACUAG